Messenger RNA from Pyrus x bretschneideri (Chinese white pear), 577 nucleotides. Its product is annotated as protein GET1-like. The record is from RefSeq and is a predicted model, not a curated record. Bases 1 to 357 code for a protein of 118 amino acids. The transcript has 5 exons. Lineage: Eukaryota; Viridiplantae; Streptophyta; Magnoliopsida; Rosales; Rosaceae.
AUGACUUCUGAUUAUCUAGAAACCCUACCGGCGCACCGGAGCUCCUUCGCAGCGCCAAUUGUAUUCAUCGUCGUCGUCGCUUUCCAAUUCCUCUCUAGGUGGCUGGAACAGUUAAAGAAGGGAGGAGUUAAGAGUGCUACGGCAACCCGAUUGCGUGGAGAAAUUAAAGGCCUCUUGAAGGAGGCAAGCUCCUUGUCACAGCCGUCGACAUUUGCGCAAGCUGUGAAACUUCGGAGGAUGGCAGCUGCUAAGGAGAAAGAACUUGCAAAUUGUCUUGACGUAUAUUGUGCUGGUUUGCUGGUUUUGGAGGGUUCGUGUUGCCUCCAUAUCGCAACAACUUGUGCAACCCUUUGGUAACGUGUUCUCGAUCGCUACAACUUGUGUAAUUUGUACCAGUAGUGUGCAUUACUCUUUCAGUUGCUGUGAAAUUGAGUUUAUCGUUGUAGUAUGCAGAAAGCUCACCUCUUGUGAAAAUACGAUUCUUUUAAUUUAUAGAGCAUAAGGAAAUUCCAGUAAAUAUGAACGGGUUCAGAUUGUGGAAAAAUGUUUCAGUGAUCAGUUCUGGGCUCUGAGAUCA